AUGCCAUGUGGGGGUAUAUCCGUACUCGUGCUGCUGCUUCUCCUCCUCAGCUUCAAUACUGCGCGCGUCGAUGGCGACGGUCGCGCUCCGAUCGGUAGCAGCAUUCGCGGCAAAGCUUCCAUCAGCGACGCGAUAGCUGCUUCUUUCGAGGCGCGAAAGACGCGGGCGUCGACCAAGGCGCUGAAGCCGGGGGCAGUGCGCCUCGUUCUCUUAAGAAACAACUCCUUCGGCGCCAAAUGCCUCGACGGCAGUCCCCCGGGGUACUACAUCCGGCGGGGCAGGGGGGCGGGGGGGGCGAACUGGCACGUGCACCUGCCGGUGGGCGGGUGGUGCGGCGACGAGCGCAGCUGCACGAGGCGAUCUCUCAACCCCCUCGGCUCCACCACUCAUUGGGCCGCCAGGGCCCCUGCUGCUGGUUAUGGUAGGAAGAAGGCGUACCCCGCAUUCAGCGGGCUGCUGUCCAGCAACGCAGCCGUCAACCCCGCCUUCCACACGUGGAACCUGGUGCGCCUCGUGUACUGCGAUGGGGGCGGGUACACGGGCACCCGGGGGCGCAUAGACGUUGGGGGAAACAAGAGCCUGUACCUGGACGGGUGGAACAUCAUGCAGGCGGUGCUGCAAGACCUGAGGGAGAAGAGGGGCAUGGCAGCAGCGUCGCGAAUCCUGCUCUCGGGCAGUUCAGCAGGCGGGCAGGCAGUGGUGAUGCUGUGUGACCGCGUGGCGGCUGCCUUCCCUGCCGCCUACACCAAGUGCUUCUCAGAUGCAGCCUUCCUUGCUGAUGCCAAGGACCGGUUCGGGCAGUACCGGUGGCGGGACAACGUGCAGCAACUGGCGUCCUUCCACCAGAUCAACAUCCCCCCCUGCCCUAGAGACUCCUGGAUGUGUUUCUUCCCACAGUACGCCCUGCCCACUGUAACCACCCCCAUCUUCAUCUACCAAGCUCUUUUUGACCUCGUUCUGAUACCAUACGGCAACCAGCUUGGUCAAAACAGCGCAUACAACACCAAGUGCCUUAGAGGCGAGCUGUUUCAGCAGCGGCCAAAUGUGAGCCAGAUAGUGGAGAGAAAAUUGUGGGACCAGCACGUGCAAUGUGAGAGGGAUGCGCCUCAAGCCGAUAUUCACUAA
Molecule: messenger RNA, 1125 nt
Organism: Closterium sp. Yama58-4
Lineage: Eukaryota; Viridiplantae; Streptophyta; Zygnematophyceae; Desmidiales; Closteriaceae
Source: the annotation of a GenBank genome assembly